GAACUAUCUGUUGUCCUGUUCUGAGGAUGGUACCGUCAGAUUGUGGAGUCUCCAAACAUUCACGUGUUUGGUGGGAUACAAAGGACACAACUAUCCAGUCUGGGAUACACAGUUCUCUCCUUACGGUUAUUACUUUGUGUCAGGUGGACACGACAGAGUGGCUCGACUGUGGGCAACAGACCACUACCAGCCUUUACGGAUAUUUGCUGGCCAUCUUGCUGAUGUGACGUGUACUCGGUUUCAUCCGAACUCCAACUAUAUUGCCACCGGCUCGGCAGACAGGACUAUAAGGCUCUGGGAUGUUUUGAAUGGGAAUUGUGUGAGAAUAUUCACUGGACAUAAGGGACCAAUUCAUUCAUUGGCCUUUUCUCCUAAUGGACGAUUCCUGGCUACUGGAGCUACAGAUGGAAGAGUUCUGCUGUGGGAUAUUGGACAUGGCUUGAUGGUUGGAGAACUGAAAGGGCACACUGACACUAUCUAUGCACUCAGAUUCAGUAGAGAUGGGGAGAUUUUAGCAUCAGGUUCAAUGGAUAACACAGUUCGUCUAUGGGAUGCUGUGAAGGCAUUUGAAGAUUUAGAAACCGAUGACUUUACUACAGCCACUGGACAUAUAAACCUGCCUGAAAACUCACAGGACUUGCUGUUGGGUACAUACAUGACCAAAUCGACCCCAGUUGUACAUCUCCAUUUCACACGCAGAAACUUGCUGCUGGCUGCAGGGGCCUACAGUUCACAGUGAAUCGGGACGUGCAGGAGUGACUGGGGCAAGUCAUUGCAGUGGUGACUUCAGAAUGUGGGACGAGGAGGAAUGGCUCGUACAGGUGGAUCCCACUAGUCC
Messenger RNA from Merops nubicus (carmine bee-eater), 838 nucleotides. Its product is annotated as transcription initiation factor TFIID subunit 5. The transcript has 4 exons. Gene Ontology annotation, cellular component: transcription factor TFIID complex. NCBI's taxonomy places the organism in Eukaryota, Metazoa, Chordata, Aves, Coraciiformes, Meropidae. The record is from RefSeq and is a predicted model, not a curated record. The annotation marks the transcript as partial. Gene Ontology annotation, molecular function: RNA polymerase II general transcription initiation factor activity; protein binding. Gene Ontology annotation, biological process: transcription initiation at RNA polymerase II promoter.